UUUAAGGAUUUGUUUGUUGAAUUUUGUAGGGUUAAUACGAUAUGAGUUUGAACUGUGAAAAUUUUUUUGAUAUAAGUGUUGAAAGUUUAAACAAACGUAUUUGGUGAGUUUGAAAUUAUAGUUGUUAGUUUUAGGCUGGGUGACCGGAGGUGACCCAAGGCAAUUAUUGAUGGCCGGCUAUGGUGGGUGGUGGUGUGUCGCGAGCGUGGCCGAAAAUGGCAGGUACGUGGCCUGCAAAGGUGGUUGGCGCUUGAAAGACGGAGGACUGAAUCUAUUUACUCUACCAUGAUAUAUAUAAAAAAAUGAACCUUAUCAAACAAUUCUUAACUAUUUUCUUUAGACAAACAACGUACAUAUACACUAAUCAAUCAAAAGAGAAAUGAUGCAUGCAAACUCUUUGCCUUGUUCCAACUUCCCAUGGCAACACUACUCUAGAAAAUUUAAUCUCUCCUCGGAGACGUCGGCCAGCGAGGACGACGUCUCCGUUUCGAAUCGGUCGGUGCUCGCGGCCAUCGAGUCUUCCAGGCUGCGGCUGGCCAACGAGGCUGCGGGUGGUGCCUUGCCCGUCGAAUUCAUCGGCGAAAAUUCGUCCGAUCAUCAAAGCCAUCUAUGGGGUCAUCUUCUCUUAAGUGGAGGGAGCACUAGCGGAGGAUUGGAUUACAAAAGUCAACCACAAGAGAUUGGGGAGAGCAGCAUGCUCAUCAACCUUUCAUCAUCACCAUCAUCAAACACCACCACCGCCGCCGCCACCACAACCACCGCCACCACCGCCACCACCAACUUUAUGUUUGACAUUAUGUCAUCGAGUGACGAGGACUACUUGAACAGAAUGGGGACUACAACAACACUGGACCAUCAUCACCACCAUCAAGACUACUACAACGCCUUCAUCAACAAAGACAACGACAAUCUGCACCAAUAUGGCGGCGGAGGCGAUGGUCAAACGGAGAUGUUUGACCACCACCGCCUGCCGCCGUUGUCAUUCACCGACGAACACCUGUUGCAGGGUGUUUCAUACAAUCAUAAUGGUAUCAUGGGAAGUGCGUGUUUUCCGGGGGGUAACGGUUUGAAUGAGUAUAAUUGCAGCGGCGCUCCUGAUCUGAUCAAAGCCAUCCCGCCGGAUUUUCCGGCGGGAUGUUUUGGGAAUGGUAGUAGUAAGAAGCGGGGAGCCGCCGUCGGUCUUCAUACUUCUCCGUCUAGGGCACCAUCAACAUGCAGCACCAUAUCAAGGAGCAAUAGUGGGAGGUGCCAAGGAAGUCUUGCUACUACUAAGGAUGCAAAGAAGAAGAAACUUGAAGAACAUGUGGAAAAAAUGAUCUUAAAAAGACCCAAAGAUGAAAAAUCAUCUUCCAAAGAGGAAAAAAUGAUACAACAACAAGUUCCAAAGGUUAAGCUUGCAGAUAAAAUCACAGCACUCCAACAGAUUGUGUCUCCAUUUGGAAAGACUGAUACAGCAUCUGUGUUGUGGGAAGCUUUAGGCCAUAUCAGAUUCUUGCAAGAGCAGAUCCAGCUUCUAACCAACGCCCACGCUAAGAGCAAUGCAAUAAGAAAGGAUGUUCCAUGGGGAGGGUUUAUAGUGGCCGGCGGCAGAAAAGAUGCCGGCGGCGGCGGCGGAGAAGACGACGACGUUGAUCUACGGAGCAGAGGGCUCUGCUUGACCAAAAUCGCAUUCCUCGCCAUUUCAAUUCAUUUCCAAACUCCCCUGACACUAGCCAUGGCGGAAGCGGAGCUUCAUCUCCACGCGCCGCCGCCGCCAAACCCUACCUCCGCCUCUCUCGCUCUCAAUCCACCGCCGCUGGCUCAGUUCAAAUCUGAGUCUCUUCCUCCUCCUUCUCCUCCCAGCGACGGAGGAUUCGGUCCGCUUCUAUGGCUACAGAACCGCCGGCCGAGGGUUAGGGUGACGUCGGAAUACGACAGCGACAGCUCCGUUUUCCUGCACAAAAUCUCCUGCAAGCUGCUGGACAGCUUAGCCAAGGUGAAGCUGUCGUUUCAGAACGACGGGAAAGGAGAGAUUUCGGAGCCCCAAUUGGACUUGACUUCCAAGUACUUGUCCUUGCACUACGACGUUGAAGACCAAAACGCCAUUGUCAAGGCUAAUUUCGACCUCACUCCCUCCCUGCAGUUGAAGGCCAUUCACGAUGUCAAGUCGAAACAAGGAGAAGUUGCUAUGGUUGCAGAUCUUUCCGGUCCUGCCUAUAAGUUAGAAUUGUCCUCUAGUGUUCCGGCUCUUGGCACAGCGCCGAAAGUCACCUUUAAGUUCCCCCAUGGUGAAGUUUCACUACAGGAUAAAGAGGUGGAGGAAGAGGAAGCAAAGAAAGCGUUCUCCAUAAAUGGAAUCCUCAAGGGCCAUAUUUUAAAUGGAGUUUGCACUGCACAAUACAAGGAUGAAUUGUUAGAUUUAGGAUACUUAUAUAAGGAUGAGCAAAUGACUUUAAAUCCUCAAAUUAGCUUGCCUUCAAAUGCAGUGUCAUUUGCAUUCAAGCGUCGAUUUGGUCCUUCAGACAAGUUGAGCUACUGGUAUAAUUUUGAUACAAACUAUUGGAGCACUGUGUACAAACACACAGUCAGCAAAGACUACAAGCUUAAAGCAGGUUAUGAUUCAGAGGUGCGACUUGGAUGGGCAUCUUUAUGGGUGGGAGAUGAAAGUGGGAAAGCAAAGUCGGCGCCGAUGAAGAUGAAAGUCCAAUUCAUGCUUCAAGUGCCACAAGACGACAUUAAAGCAUCGGCUCUGAUGUUCCGCUUGAAGAAGAGAUGGGACAUAUGAAUAUUGUUUGGAUUAUAUGUAGACCAGAUGUUCCAAGGGCACAAUGUAAUGUGUUUCUUAUUUUUACAUAAUUACAUAGUAUAUUGCUUUGGAUGUUUUAGUGUAAGAUGAGAUGGUUCUUUAUAAUCCUAUUAAUGAAUGGCUUAUGUUUUG
This is a messenger RNA of Cuscuta campestris, 2917 nucleotides long. The record is from the annotation of a GenBank genome assembly. Lineage: Eukaryota; Viridiplantae; Streptophyta; Magnoliopsida; Solanales; Convolvulaceae.